AUUCCGUAUGCGAGCGUCCUUACUAGCAAAUAACGGCGUGGCUUAAGGCUGUUGCAUGAUCUCAUCUUACGCCAACAAAUGGGUCUCUACUCUGUUCGAAGCUGUCACCGCUUGUCAGCAGUCGCGAUGGGAGACGGGUAAACAUCUAUUUAUACUGUUUUGCAUUGACGUGAUUUCAGCUAGUUUUUGUGCAAUAAUGGGGAUCAGAAAAUGCUUAAUUUAUUUUAUGGACAAGGAAAUGUGGUCGUCUUAUCCAGAGAUUUUGACGGAAUCCGCUUUGGUGUUGUGGUUCGCAUGCCAGAUUUGUUUGAAAUUUGGACUGCGCGUUCUCCCUGAAUGGCGAACCAGUCGACUGGAUCCUGACAAUCACAACAACUUCGAUUCUCUCCUCGAACUGUCUGGACAUAAGGUCAACUCUUGCUUCUGGGAAGACGUCAUGUCGGGAUGGACACAACCGCAUCCGGUGGCAGUUCACCGUUCGGCACUGGCUGGAUUGGAUGUACUAGUCCCGACUGCGGCGAGCCGAGCCUUCGCCUAUGUGACCACCUGGAUGACCGUUGCCCUUACGGCCGUCGUCACUGUCUCACUGGUUCUCCUGGUCUGCGUCAAUCGCCGCUGGACAUCUCCGGUAUCAAAGCACCAAAUCUCACACUGCCGUGAGCUUGCGGCGUGGAUCGGAAAGCAUAGUUGGGUUGCCGACGAAUGCACUCCGCCGCUGGACAUCAUGAUCCUCUUAUACGUGGUUGCCUUAGGUGGCCUCUUUUGCCUUCUGUUUACGAACGAUAUGGUCUUUGUCGCCAUACCAGUGGUGGUUGUAGCAUGGCAGACAAUUAGAUCGGCAGGUAUGAUCCUUGGUCCGUCCGCGGUGCAUCCGUGCUGCAGCGCCACCACGGAAAUGUCAAUUUACCAGAUACUCUUGAUGCAUGCGGUAACCAGCGCCUUCAGCUUCUCCGUUUACUAUGGUAUUUGGAUAUUAUGCAGCGCAGUUCCAGUGGUUCUUCUAGCGUGGAUGGCAGUUGUACUGGCCGUCACUGUAUGUGGGACGUCCGCGGUGCUCCCUGGCUGCAUGGUCUUCGUUAUUGUAUUGGCUGUUUAUUGUGCCGGCAGAAUUUGGGGAUUGUGGAUGAAUGAGACCUAUUUUGCACUGAUUAAAAGGAAAAUAAGGCAAAUAAGGCAAUCGCCUGCUGUGGAAUCCAUCAGGAAACAUUUAUCCAACGAUCCAUUACAUAAAAAGGCGUUCGCGGGCACAGACAAGCACCAACGACAAGCGCAGUGGGAAAGGGCAGCUUGCAGCUUUAAGGUGUUUACUCUUGGAUGCUUUGCCGUUUGCUACUAUGUCUGGCCCUUGUGCCAAGGAUUUCCCUUUAUCUUUCGAUGGCAGACCGACACCGGAAGCAGCAACUGGACCUACUGGCGCACCGUUAAUACGACAGGGACCUGCAACAAACACGGAACAACAUUCGAUCAAAACGCCGCCAUGCUGUCUUACUGGGUGGAUCUGCAAUCAGAAGAACUGCAGUCAGCGCAUACCGCCAAUUCGGAUCUGCUGGCCAGCUUCACUCCAUCCUUCUCAUCCGCCGUUGGCUGGAUAUUCCUGGUAUGGUGUGGAGCCUUGUCCGGGCUUAGUCAUGUACCUUUUGAGGCCUUAAUAUGCGUGGAAAAUAUCGUCUUUGUCAUCGCUAUCUUGGUCAUCGGCGGACUCCUCGUUCGUAACGGUGUCCGUGCCUGCUACAAAAAAUGGCGUCGGCGUGUCGUAUCACAGCGAAAGAAAAACGCCGCCGACAGUGAUAAGUCGUGGAACUCGUUAACUGCAGAACUUGUAUCAGAUGAUAUCGAGACAGGAAAUGAGGUUGCUAACCAGGAAAUAUCAAGAAAGGAAGCUAGGCCCGGCGCACGCGUGACUGCUGCGUGCACACAAAAGACUGACACUCCGAAAAACACAGACCUGACAGUAUCCUGCUGCUUGUGUACGAGACUACGUUACUGCAUCUAUGAGGGAGUGAGCAAUGUUUGGUUAUUCUUGCUGACCACCCAUUGCCCGCUAGUCGGCCUGGUGCUUUCGUAUUCCCUGGUCGGGCUGUUCCUGCCUGAACGUUUCCAGCUGCCCGGUCUUCUGCUGCUGUUGACCGCGUACAGUAUUUGGAUGUACCUCUGGUUGGUGAAGUCAGCGCGGCAGAUGCGGAGCGUUGUGCGAUCCGGUCAAAAGGAGCGCAAAGACCGCAGCGUUAGGUUUAGAGACGGCUCUUGGGCUGCCCCGCUCCAGCCUCCUGCAGUAAGAACGCCUUGUAUCCGAUGAUUCAGCUGGCUUCCGGCUGUUGGGUUGUUAAUGCAUUUGCGGCAUCGGGCGCCAUUGUUACUGCCAUAAGGAAGCUGCAAAUAUUUUUUUGGUUGCAAUGGUAUCUAAUCCUUGGCUUUUUUGAUUAAACAUUAGCUUACUUAAUUACCGUAUUUUACGAACUAAAGACUUUUUUUCAUAGGGUCACUGUUUUUUCGUAAGGGUUUGGGGUCUUUAUUUUGGGAGGGGCUUCCAUUAAUCAUGCACGGUUAAUGGACAAGUGUUUUGCAAGAGUUUUAUCCGUCUUAAUAUACCCGCGUAACACUCGAAUGUUCGAUAGAAAAACCUGUGUAUCAUUGCAUUACGCAAACAGCAAAACAUUAACCGGUAUAACGAAAACAAUAAACA
This is a messenger RNA of Paramacrobiotus metropolitanus, 2683 nucleotides long. RefSeq lists its product as uncharacterized. The coding region runs from base 56 to 2296 and encodes 746 amino acids. The transcript is spliced from 5 exons. Lineage: Eukaryota; Metazoa; Tardigrada; Eutardigrada; Parachela; Macrobiotidae. The record is from RefSeq and is a predicted model, not a curated record.